Wasmannia auropunctata (little fire ant) is the source of this 2331-nucleotide messenger RNA. It is a transcript of the gene Lnk, whose product is annotated as SH2B adapter protein 1. Gene Ontology annotation, molecular function: transmembrane receptor protein tyrosine kinase adaptor activity. Gene Ontology annotation, biological process: intracellular signal transduction. NCBI's taxonomy places the organism in Eukaryota, Metazoa, Arthropoda, Insecta, Hymenoptera, Formicidae. The transcript is spliced from 6 exons. The record is from RefSeq and is a predicted model, not a curated record. Bases 1 to 1992 code for a protein of 663 amino acids. Gene Ontology annotation, cellular component: plasma membrane.
AUGAGUGUUUACGCCGCGAGCACGCCGACAGCGAGCACCGCGAUAUCGCCGGCGAUUAAUACAACGGCAACAACGGCGUCGACGGCGACGAGGCCGACGACGACGACGACGACGACGACGACGACGUCGCCGCCGACUGCUGCGUCGACGACAACGACGACGCCGACAACGACGACGACGAUAGCUACGGAGGCGGCGGUGGCAACGGUGGCAACAGCGACGACGACGACGACGACGACGACAGCGGCGACGGCACCGGUUACGGCGACGGCCACGUCGUCCACGGCGACGACCGCCGCGUCGCCGGAAGCAGCGACCGGCUGGAUCGAGUUCUGCGAGAGACACGCCCGCGCCUCGGCCUCCGACUUCGCCAAGGCGUUCUGCACCUACGUUAGCCUGAAUCUGCCCGAGAGCGCCCGCGCCAACCUCUCGCACCGCGACUUCCUCCGCAAGUUCGUCGAGAGCUUCUGCGAGCACUUCGAGAGCGAGUAUCUGCGCCAGAGCGUGAGAUCGCUAUCGUUGCACGACACUAAGAGCGCAGCAUCCAAUGAAAAAGACGUAAACGUCGCGAGCCAAAAUGCUAAUGCACCGGUCCGUGCGUCCUCGCACGAAGAAUUCAGCGACUAUUCCGAGCAUGAGGGAGAGGCAGUGUCGCCGAAGCCCACCCACAAACCCUUCUUCCGCAGAUUAUCCUUUAAGGGGCUCAAAAAGGGCAAGAGUUUCUUCCACAAGCAACAGAGCGACGAGGUCGAGUUGUCCCACAGCGAGCACCGCAAGGACAAGCACUCCAAGGCGAAGCUGUCGAAGAUCGUGGUGGAGUGUCGUAAGGAGGGGAUCGUCAAUUCCUUAAUGGGGGAGAACAUAGACGGGACGCAGAAAUGGGAGAAGUCACGGCUGGCUCUGAUAAAGGCCAUCGGUGGCUACAUGCUGGAGUUCUACUCGCCGCCGAAGGCUGUGAAGCCGCGUAGCGGCGUCUUCUGCUCGGCGAUCACGGAGGCGAGGGAGACCACGGCGCUCGAGAUGCCGGAUCACGAGAACACGUUCGUCCUGAAGACCCAGAACAUGGAGUUCGUCAUCGAGGCGCACGACUCGAACGACAUGAAGUCGUGGCUGGCGACGAUCAGAUACUGCAUGCGGACGGUGCAGCAGAGCUCGAGCGUGCCCGGCUCCGGGCCGGGUGAUUCCCUGGGUGAUUCCCUGGGCCACGGCUCGCUGGCCGCCGGAUCCGACAGUGAUCGACUGCGAGCCAACUCGGCGAGCAAGAGCUUCCGUUCCGCUAGUCAUGAGCAUGACUAUUCCAAUCCGCCGGAAUUACCUCCGAGACUCCACAUGCGCAGCAGUAGUAAUCUAGAGUUAUGUUCCUCUCAGCAAGAAAUCGAACAAAUGUCCGCUAACGAAGGUGAGCUGGAUUUGUCGAGUAGCUUACGAGAAUAUCCAUGGUUUCAUGGCACCCUUCCUCGCUCGGAUGCCGCGCAGCUUGUAUUACACAGCGCGGCUAAUGGCCACGGUGUGUUCCUGGUCCGGCAAAGUGAGACCAGGAAAGGCGAAUUUGUGUUAACCUUUAAUUUCCAAGGAAGAGCAAAACAUUUACGGAUGACGCUAAAUGAUCAAGGUCAUUGCCGAGUCCAACAUCUAUGCUUUCCUGCGAUAUACGAUAUGCUUGAACACUUUCGCCAGAACGCGAUACCACUCGAGUCCGGCGGGACCGCGGAUGUUACGUUAACCGAGUACGUAGUGGCGGCGAACCACGCGUCGCGGCCAGGACACCAUAACGUGGCGGGUAGCUCGAAUGUGCAACAACAACAGUCGUCGCAAGAGAGGAGACCUCCGGCAGUUCUGGAGCCCAGAGAAGUACGCACUUAUGGCGGUUCUAUAAGAACGCACAUGGAAUCGUUGGAGAGACUAGAGCAACAGGGCGCCGCCGUUGCGGAGCAACAGAGCUCGGCUUCGUCCACCAGCAGAGCGGUUCAGAACACUUACAGUUUCCUCUGACGCUGGAUUCACGCUAAUCCGCCAUCAGGCUACAAUCCAGUCAGUCCGACGGACUGAGCGUGAAACGACACGAUGAAGCAAUCGAAGCUCAGUUUUUAUCUCCAGAAUUGCGUCAUGCCAUAAACCACUGUUGUUUUUGUGACGAAGCGCAUCUCUCUUUUACUUAGUACAAAAGAAUUGCAUUUUUUUUUUGUUCUUUUUGGUAUAACUAUCUUCCUAAUCACAUUGACUCUUGCGUACAGCAUUCGACAUUAUACUUUUAUGAUUUAUCAGCAACGUGUUUGCAUCGCAUUUACAUCGAAAUAAUAAGAAAAUAGAAUAGACUAUCAGCAAAAACGA